AUUCUUUUUCUAAGCGUUUUAUUUUAUUUUAUUUAUUUUAUUACUUUUGUAAGUUCUUUUCAUUCAUGUUGUUAAAUUCUUUUCUCUCAUACAUUCACGCCUGUCUUUGUAUCGCGAGUCUGAACCUGUUUUCCAGUAUGUACCGUGCACGGCAGGAAUUAUGCAUAUUCAUCAGCCUUCAAUGUCCAACGUAAGGAGAUGUCUCUCGAUUAGAAGAACAUCGACGUUGUACUCCCCGUUAGAAAGACACGCUAUACCGGAAGUAUUUCAGGUUCCACAAUCCGCUUCGCGACAUGGAACCUUCAUUUUCGUCCUCUUCAUCAUCAGCUGUUUGUUCAGUCUCUUAAAGAGCGCAGUGGAUCAAGACUUUUCUUGUAAGAGGGGCGGCGGCGACGGUGUUGUGCUGCCGGCUGGUUAUGGGCUGUUCUACUGUGGCAUGUUCCUCCGCCUGUACCAGCUGAUGUGGACGGAGGCUCUGGGGCUGCUGCUUUCACUUGUGCGUUUUAGCGAUGGGGUGUCCAUAUGUUACGGGGGCUUCAUCGUGAAUACGCCGUUUUGUACUUGAGCCGAGUACUGCAUUACUGAAGGGUCGGAUUCCGAGAUUGGGUGAAUCGCGACUUAAAUGCAUAAGACUCAGAACUCCAUCGGCAGCAUCUGGACCUGAGGCAUAUCGUGGCUAGGAUUGGGGCGGGGCAGGCCCGAAGUGGGGCGGAUUCCAGCGAACGGAAAUGUCGAAAAGAAGUCCCGAAUUGACUUGGAUUUGAUCGAGUCAUAGAGCAAAUUCACGUAGCGCAAGCAAUAUCAGAUGGGUGUCAAUUUCUUUGAUUCCAAUUCAUCUCAACUCCUAUGAACCUGUGCUAGACUUUUGAGCACAUGUAACCCCAGC
Molecule: messenger RNA, 886 nt
Organism: Truncatella angustata
Lineage: Eukaryota; Fungi; Ascomycota; Sordariomycetes; Amphisphaeriales; Sporocadaceae
Exons: 1
Coding region: 161-565 (134 amino acids)
Source: RefSeq, a predicted model, not a curated record